Molecule: messenger RNA, 969 nt
Organism: Ixodes scapularis (black-legged tick)
Lineage: Eukaryota; Metazoa; Arthropoda; Arachnida; Ixodida; Ixodidae
Exons: 2
Coding region: 1-969 (322 amino acids)
Source: RefSeq, a predicted model, not a curated record
AUGCUUCUCUCCCCUCUGGCCACUGCUGAAGAGGGCAUUUCCCUUCUGGUCGGUUCAGACCAGUUGUGGCGAGUGAACGGUGACCAAGUGCUGCAUUGCAAGGAAAAUCAGAAGCUGGUAGCUAUAAGCACCAUUUUUGGCUGGACCUUUCAAGGCCCAGUGUCAAACCACAGCUCUCUCAAAGGCAGCGCCAGCAGCAUGGUAUGCGUGCUAAGAACGGAAUGCUUCACGAACGAGGACGUCGGAGACAUCCUGCGGCGUUUUUGGGAGCUAGAGAGCAUCGGAAUUUCUGACCAGCCCUCCAGCAAGAUGGAAGAACAGAACGAACUGCUGAACGAGUUCAACCGAACAAUACGGAAAGUGAAUGGACGCUGUAGCAUGUUCUCUGCUGUCUGGCUGGUGCGUCAACGCCUACGUCUACGGAACAUACUAGGUAGUCUACGGAACAUACUAGGAAGGAACAAGUUUAGUUUCGAAGAACUAACGACCAUGCUCCAAGAGGUGGAAGCCGUCGUGAAUUCUCGACCUUUGGCCCCUGUUCACGACGCUGCACACAAGCAGGAGGCUUUAACGCCUGCGCACUUCUUGUUGGGCAGGCAUCUGACGGCUUUCCCAUCAGUCAACCUAGAAACUAUGCCAGGUUCUGCGAGAGGGGACAUUACCAGACGUUGGCUACACAGGCAGCAACUACUGGACCGAUUCUGGCGGAGAUGGCGGAAGGAAUACCUCCUUCAGCUCCGCUCCGCACACCGAUCGCCCGAGACGCGGACAAACGACCUACAGAACGGGGACCUCGUUCUUGUUCACGAAGACAAGACCCCACGGCUCAUGUGGAAAACGGGGAGGAUCGAAACAGUUCAGCUGGGCAGAGACAACCCCGUGCGUUCCUGUCUAGUGCGCCUACCGAGCGGAGUAACGCUUCGGCGCCCCGUGCAGCUCAUUUACCCCCUGGAACUGGCAAGUGAAUGA